Messenger RNA from Nerophis lumbriciformis (worm pipefish), 1011 nucleotides. Lineage: Eukaryota; Metazoa; Chordata; Actinopteri; Syngnathiformes; Syngnathidae. The record is from RefSeq and is a predicted model, not a curated record.
GAUGGCUCUUUUUUCACUCCCUGGGCUUUUUCGACGAGAGCCACAAGCUUCCAUGUCGGACGGCGUGCUAUGACAACGUCACUGCUGCUCCGUCCUCCUCGCUGCUGGCUCGACCCUUCGGGGAUGUUCCUCUACGACAGUGGCGGUUCCGAUGAAGUGAGCAAGAACAUGGAGGGCGGUUUCGCGGGCGGCAACUUCGCGGCAAGCCAGUGCAGGAAUCUGAUGGCGCACCCGGCCUCGCUGGCGCCCAGCGCGGCGGCGUACCCGUCCGCCGCCGACGUCCCCGCCAGCAGCGUGCAGGGCGAGCCGGUCAAGCAGUGCAGCCCCUGCUCGGCCUCGCAGAAUUCCUCCAGCGCCUCCCUGCCUUACGGCUACUUCGGAGGCGGCGGUGGCUACUAUCCGUGCAGGAUGGCGGCGCACCACGGCGGGAUCAAGCCGUGCGGGGCGCAGCCCCCCUCCGCCUACAUGCAGGACGCGUCGGCUGCCCCCGGGCCCGGGGACGACUUCGCCUCCCGGGCCAAGGAAUUUGCCUUCUACCCCACCUACCCGUCAGGCCCCUACCAACCUGUACCCAGCUACCUGGACGUCCCUGUGGUGCCCGCUCUCGGGGCGCCUUCGGAGGCCAGGCACGAGCCCGCCUUGCUGCCCGUGGAGAGCUACCAGCCGUGGAGCCUGGCCCCCAACGGCUGGAACGGCCAGCUCUACUGCGGCAAAGAGCAGCCUCAGUCCGGGCACGUGCAGUGGAAGUCUUCGCUGCCAGACACAGUGUCCUUGCACUCAGGAGGCGACUCGAGCUCGUACAGGCGUGGGAGGAAGAAACGCGUCCCGUACACUAAAGUGCAACUGAAAGAACUGGAACGGGAAUACGCUGCUAACAAAUUUAUCACCAAGGACAAACGCAGGAGGAUUUCUGCCCAGACCAACCUGUCCGAACGGCAGGUGACGAUUUGGUUUCAGAACAGACGCGUCAAGGAGAAGAAGGUGGUCAACAAAUUGAAACCUGUCAGCUAG